CCAGCAUUUGAGUGUUUGGAGCUGUUAGAGCCACUUGCCACAGUCCACCGACAGCCGGGCGCAGUCAGACGCCACGCAGCCACCAGCUUAUCCGGUCAACCAGUGCGCUCUCGUCGACACCAGACCGAGCCGAGCCAGAGCCGAGCCACAGAGCCUAGUUGACAUUAACGCAGUAGUCCUUAGCAGUAGCAGCAGCAUCCUCCAAUCAAUCGGCCAACACGCGUAUAACCGACAGCAGUAGCAGCAACAAUAGUAGCAGAAGAAGCAUGAAGCCAUUCCGCAGCUGGAGUAGCGCCACGGUCGCGUUGGCCGCCAUCGUCCUGUGUGCAGGGUUAGCGGUGGCCGCACCGGGUGUACGCGUCAAGCGAGGUGAAGCAGAGACCGGGGAAGUGGUCGGAACGUCAGCCGAUACCGCCGUCAACCCGCUCACAAACGAGGAUGCGGUAAUCAUCGGAGACGACCUUGACCGUGACAAGCGAAAAGUGCCGGAUCCGAAGUACGAGACCAAGAAUGCCAUCCUGGGUUUCGUGUUUGGAAAAAUCAACUCAUUCAUCGACGCAAAGACGCGCUUCAUCGACAAGCUGGACCACGCCAACAUCGAGAAGAACAAGCAGCACCACAUCGAACCACCGAAGCCAGUGCCGGACUUCCAGUCGUUGAUCUCGUCCGUCAUCACGCCCAAGGUGCAGUUCAUCACGUCGAAGAUCGGCUCGCUGAGCGGUAGCUUCCUCGGCGGUUCGUCCGGCGGUGGCCACAGUGACGACGGUGACGGUCACGGUAGCGGGGGUAGCGGUGCGCCCGCGCUCGGCAACAUAGUCUCGUCGCUGCUGAAGCUGUCCGGUCCGAUCCUGUCCGGCUCGUCCGGUGGCGGUGGCCACGGUGGCUCCAACACGGUCUCGCUCGGCGAUCACGACGAUGACGACGAGUAGAGCGGGCCCACCAUCCCACAUCCCCUUCCCACACUCCUCGGGUAUCUAGAUAGAUAGGGAGGUACAUGGCGCAGUUCAUCGCAGCAUUCACCCUCGCCCUCCAUUGUCAUCAUCUCCAUCACCCCCCCUAAGCGUCGAUCAACCGCCGGAAGCAGCAACCGGAGCAAGCGGACCCAUAAGGAUCAUCAACAAACCCGCAACCACAAGCAACCAAUACAAAUUGCAAAGAGGGCGAGAGAGAGAGAGGAGGAGAAGGAGGAGAGCGAGAGAAAGAGAGAGUAGGAAGCCACCACACAUUAGUGGCGUGCUCGUGACGUCACAAGGGGGUGGUGCAACACCGCUGGUGUAAUGCCUCUUAUUUAUGUUGAUUAAUAAUCGUAGCCACCUACCAUACCUGCGCCCCCUUCAACACCUUAGCUUCUACAAGCCCCGCAUCUAAAGGCCACGUAAAUCCUGGGACACCUGGGACGUCUCGAGGGUGGCCCGCCUGUUUGGGGGUGUGGGGAGGGAAUUCGAAAACGGGACCCAUUCUUCGGGUACUAGCCAGACGAGCCAGCAAUCAGUCACAGAUGCCUCUAUCUUUCUCGUUUUCUAUUUCUCUCUCUCUCUCCCCCCCUUUCUCUCUCUUUCCCUCUCUUUCUCUGUCUCACACACUUUCUGUCUCUUCUGAUCUAAGAAAUCCCUGUCAGCAGAAGCAGGGCUUCGAUGUAACUCCUCAACUGCACUCUGUUAUCCCUUCCAGUUACUCAUUUCCUCUUCAUAGUUUUCCCUCCGAUAAGGCGUUUUUGGGACUCCUUACGAAUCCUGGUUCUACUGCCUUGGCCGCUUCCAGCAUGCGAAGAGAAGAAGUCAAUCUCUCUCUCUCUCUCUCUCUCUCUCUCUCUCUCUCUCUCUCUCCCUCUUUCUCCCUCUUUCUCUCUCUCUCUCUCUCUCUCUCUCCGUCUUUCUCUCUCUAUCUUUCUCAUUUUCUCUCUUCCUCAAACCUUUAGUGGAGGUAAACAGAUAACAGCAGUACGCGUCACUUUCAACCGACUCUAUCCGCGUACCCUUCUUCACCCCAAUAUUCACACCUACCCCCCGCCCCCAACCACCCCUUCUCCUCGGUGUAGCAUUUGUAGGUUGGGCGCUUUCUUCGCUCUUUUGCUGGUUUUGUUUUGUUUUGUUUUUCUGUUUGUUUUCUUUUGAUUAGUUGAAUCCGGCCUCCAAUAGUGUUUAGCAAUUGCAUGCGCCAUGCUGAAUGGCAGGGUGCGGAAGGGCCGGGGGAGCAUGUAGGGAGUAUAAUUUAGAAUGAAUGGAUGAGGGAGAGAGAGAGAUAGAGAGAGAGAAAGAGCAAAAAGUAGGGUUGAGUGCGAAACAAAUCAAAUGGUAAAAUGAAAGAAUGUUAGUAAAUCAUACACACGUACAUACGUAAACUCACACUAAAAAAAUUAUAAAAAAUAAUGGAAGGAAAAAAGGUGAAAGUAGAGCUUACACUAGCUCAGAUGCCUGUUUGUGUGUUUGUGUGCGCGCGUAUGUGUGUAGAUAGCUGGUGGUGUGCUACGAUCUAGCAAACCAGCCGAGCUUGAACGCUUGGUAGCUGCACAUGCUCACCCACACCCACUCGCACACACACACACAUGCUUACACACGCUCUUAGCAUUCGUAACUCUUAUAACGAAAUGUAAAUAAUGGAAUUAAUAAAUGGAGAAAAAACCUUAU
Molecule: messenger RNA, 2627 nt
Organism: Anopheles aquasalis
Lineage: Eukaryota; Metazoa; Arthropoda; Insecta; Diptera; Culicidae
Source: RefSeq, a predicted model, not a curated record